Messenger RNA from Rosa rugosa (rugosa rose), 640 nucleotides. RefSeq names its product disease resistance protein RPV1-like. NCBI's taxonomy places the organism in Eukaryota, Viridiplantae, Streptophyta, Magnoliopsida, Rosales, Rosaceae. The record is from RefSeq and is a predicted model, not a curated record. The transcript is spliced from 2 exons. Gene Ontology annotation, biological process: signal transduction. Bases 8 to 640 code for a protein of 210 amino acids.
UUUGCUUAUGGAUCCAAUCACCAUUCCAUCAGUAUUCUCUUCCUUUCCUGCUUUGCCUCAUUACGAGGUUUAUUUGAGUUUUAGAGGGGAGGAUACAGGCAAGACUUUUACAGAUCAUUUGUACAGCAGCUUGGUUCAGAAGGGAAUCAAAACCUUCAGGGACGAUGAAGUUCUCACUAGAAGAGGAGAAGAUAUUCCGUUGAGGAUAAUGAAAGCAAUUGAAGAGUCAAGGAUUUCUGUCAUCAUAUUCUCUGAAAAUUAUGCAUCGUCAACAUUUUGCUUGGAUGAACUUGUCUAUGUCCUUGAAUGUAAAGAACGAGGGCAACAAAGGGUUGUACCAAUUUUUUACAAGGUGGAUCCCUCGGAUGUAAGAAACCAAAGAGGUGGAUUCGGCCAGGCAUUGGCAAAUCAUGAGUGCAGAUUCAAGGAUAACAUGAAUAACGUUUUGCGAUGGAGAGAAGCUCUCAUCAAAGCAGCACAGUUGAGCGGGUGGAUUUUCUCGGACGAGUAUGAAUCUACUUUCAUUCAUAAAAUUGUCGAAGAUAUUUCAGUACAAGUUUUUAAAGGCAACACAUACUUGAAUGUGGCAAAGUACCCAAUUGGAAUAGAUUCUCGGGUACGAUUCUCUUUUAGGACUUGA